CAGCAUUUAAAUGAUUGCAGGUUACCUCACCUAUUCAGUAGAAUUCAAGAGGAAGAAAUCUGUAGCUGCGGGAAUCCCAUGCUUUUGUGCGCAAUUAAUACGUGUGGAAACGGUGGAGUUUGGUUGCGGAGCUGGCUUAUUGCUCUUGACGAAUAAAAACAGUUAACUGCUUCUAUAAGCACAGUACCUGUUUCAAAACGAUUUAACAGACUAUACUGGUGAAGGUUUACAAAGGGUUUCAAUGGAGCCCAAAACUGUGGGAAAGGAGAAGUUCUUCAUCGUGAUACGCGGGAAGGCGAGGAAAGGCUUCUGCCGAGGAUGCGUCGGCCGUGUGGAGGCAGAGACGCAGGGCGGAGAGCUGAUGGGGCUGCUGUACUCUGGCUGCAGCAACGCAGGGAGCCCCAAGACCGGAGGCAUCGUGAGGAGGGAGGACACGUACCCUCUGACCCGCCACCAAGCCCAGCUAUUGCUCUUCGUUUCCCCCGCAAGCAAACGCCUUGAGCUGCUGUGUAACCCGCAGCUGUUCUCAGCCAUCUGUGAGCUGUCUCAGGAUGACCUGGUGGUGGUCAAGCACAAGAAGGGACACCUGCCCGGGCUGGUGAAGAAUAUGAUGCUAAUUGGGAGGAAGGAGAACAAAGACGACUUGCACAUGCUUGGCUUUGAGGUGGAAUUUGUGGACAUUGAUGACAAUUUGUCAUCCAAGAAACCUGCUCCUCUGCCCCUGUUCAGUGCUGCUGACAUCGUCCAGGUGGUCCCAUCUUACUCCGUUCCCCUCGGACUGCACUGGAAAGACAGCCAAUGUGGGAGUCUGAACAGAAAAGCGGUGACUCGCAUCAACUCCAUGCCAAAUGUAGGAUCUCGUGCACGACAAGUGAGAGAGAACCAUACAGAGCAGAGUGUCAUUCAGAGCCAAAGUUCGAGCACGUCUCAUGCAUCUUUUGAGGUGGGAUCCAUGGUGGAGGUGGUGUCCAACACAGGGAUCACAGUGUAUGGAGUCGUCCGGUGGUUGGGGGUCCCUGGAGGGAAGACAGAUGAAUGGGCUGGGAUUGAAUUGGACUAUGAUGUGAACGGCUGCUCUGAUGGGAAGUACGGAAGCCAGAGGUAUUUCACCUGCAAAGGGAACAGGGGGUUGUUUGUUCCUGUCACAAAGUGCAGCCCCGAUAGCAGGUUCUUCUGCUCCUCUACAGGAAGUGAGACCCACCAACCCACUGAAGCGGGUCCAGUUUCUCCAUUUGAGGACUCAGACAAAGAUACGCCACCUAUCCCUGAAUCAGAGGCCUCGUCUUUGUUAGUGGGAAAAAUGAAAGGGAUUCAGGGUCACUUCAACUCCUGUUACCUUGAUGCCACACUCUUCAGUUUGUUCAGCUCAUCUGUGACCCUGGAGCAUAUCUGCCAGAAGCCUGCUGACACAGAGAAACCCAUAACCUGCAGUCUUAGAAAAAUAGUCAACUGUUUACGCAGACGAGGCUUUGUGCCUGCUCAGAGUGUGAUGAAUUUCCGUGAACAGCUCGGCUGCGACACCUUCCGAACAGAGGAAAAAGACCCAGAGGAGUUCAUCACGCUCCUCUUUCAGAAGGUGCUUUGCGUGGAGCCGCUGCUCAAGCUCAGAUCGGGACAAGAAACAUCUCAGGGCGCCUACACCUUCCAGAUCUUUCUGGAAAAAGAACAAAUGGGACAGAUGCCCACCGUGCAACAGCUGCUGGACACAUCCUGUCUGUCGAGUGACCUCAAGUUUGAAGAGAUGCCGUCCUGUCUCAUGGUUCAGAUGCCAAGGUUUGGGAACAAGUAUAAGAUGUUUUCUCACAUCAUUCCCUCCACUGAGCUAGACAUCACAGAUCUCCUUUACAACUCUCCAAGGGAAUGCUUCGUCUGUGGGCGUUUGGCAGAAUACGAGUGUCUUCAGUGUCUAACAGAUCGCAAACUGCAGCCAGGGAGAAUCAAACAGUACUGCACUGUCUGCAACACACAGGUGCACACUCAUUCUUCGCGGCAGGGUCACUCCCCCAAACCUCUAGCAGUACCAGCAGAAGUAUCCUCUGAUAAUCCUGUGCCCAGGCACACGAUGCAGCUGUUUGCUGUGCUCUGCAUUCAAACCAGCCACUAUGUGUCCUUUGUCAAAUAUGGCCUUAAUCCUCACUCCUGGCUCUUCUUUGACAGCAUGGCUGACAGAUGUGGUGGUGAUCAACGUGGCUACAACAUUCCCGAGAUCAGAGCUUGCCCGGAGCUGGGUGACUUCCUGUCCCAGCCAGAGGAGGAGCUGGCUCGGGCUAACCCCUCCCAGGCUCCUGAACUAGUGCGCAGGCUGCUGUGUGACUCCUACAUGUUUUUAUACCAGAACCCAGCCACGCCACUUUCAGAGCCAAACCAUCAGGAGUCUUAAACGCAUGUGAGGGCGAGGAGACAAUGUUCCCAUAACAGUGCCUUAGUAACCUUGCAUCUCUGCUUAAUCAGCAAGAUUUUGUGUUUGUGACAUCUAAACAGCAGGAACUGAAAUGGAUGUUUUAAAGUAUUGUUGAAGAGCAAAAGAAUAUUGUAGUUCAGAAAUGUCUUUAUCUCUUGAAUGUCUUGCUGUUAUUACACUGAUUAUUUAUACUAAGAGUUUUAAAAGAAAUUGUUGCCUGUCACUUGUUUUCCUGUCUUUAAUUUAAUUUACCAGGCAACAUACACAUGAAGUCCACUGAAGCACUUGGUGACAUGUUUGUGUGGUGGUGAAAAUUUUAACUGGAUUGUCAGUUGUACAUUGCUAGAUCUAUAAUAUAGUACUAUACAAUAAAAAGAACUGUAUUUUACUACAAUCAGGCAAAUGCAAUUAUAGCUUAGAUGUGGCACAAUAUUUCUUUUAGUUUUAAUCACACGAAACCUCCUUACGGUACACCACCAUCUAUCAUGUUUCUUAGCAGCCUUUUUUUUUUUUUACAUUGUGGAAUAAUGCAUUUUGAUCUGUUUAAUCAGCUACAUCUAAACUCCUUUUUUAAGAUAAAGUUUGAACUAUAUCUGAGUCAACAGUAGUGCUUUAGUGUUCUGUGAGAACAGGUUAAUCUUAAUAGGUAAUAUUUUGGAUUGCGAUACCCUCUUGUGGACAAAAUGAGUUUGCCUUGAGCAUUAUUCAAUCAGAUCCACCAUCAAGUUGUUUGCAUCCCUAACUGAGAAAUACUUUUUUUUUUUUUUUCUCAUUACCUGUAUGUAUGUAUGUAUGUAUGUAUGUAUGUAUGUAUGUAUGCAUGCCCAUCAACCAGUAUGUACAUUAUACUCAUAACCUCUGAGGAAAAUAUGUUGAUGGAAAAACAUUCAGAAAUAUUAAUGUGUUCAAUAAUAGUCUAUAACAAGAAUCAUAUAAAAAUGUUAUUAGAUUCUU
Micropterus salmoides (largemouth bass) is the source of this 3355-nucleotide messenger RNA. RefSeq names its product cylindromatosis (turban tumor syndrome), b (gene cyld2). The record is from RefSeq and is a predicted model, not a curated record. The transcript has 14 exons. Gene Ontology annotation, biological process: protein K63-linked deubiquitination. Gene Ontology annotation, molecular function: K63-linked deubiquitinase activity; cysteine-type deubiquitinase activity. Gene Ontology annotation, cellular component: cytosol. Lineage: Eukaryota; Metazoa; Chordata; Actinopteri; Centrarchiformes; Centrarchidae. Bases 242 to 2380 code for a protein of 712 amino acids.